AUGCCCGGAGGCUUGUCUCCCGCGGGCUUCCGCCCACGGAGCUCAAGCCAAGUGAGGGUGUAUUCCCACGAAGAAAUCAUCUUUCCAAAACUCUACGAAGAGGCGUGGGGCAGCGAUGGGUUCGGCGAUAAUCGAACGGAGCUGGAACGAGCCAGAAUCUUCCUCAUGCGGUUUGCGAAGAUGAAUCCUGAUCCAUUUACGAGCCAAGAGCUGCAAUCAAUCGUCAUGAACCACGAAAAUCGGACGAUACCGGCGCUAGCUCUUGCAGUGCAGAUGAGGAUCUUUGGAAAUCGCCACGAUAGCUUUGCGGCGACGCCUCUUCUGCAAUGCAUACGGUUUAUGCUCUUGAAAGCCAGGGUCCCGGAGUUCAUAUUUUCGGACAAAACGAAGCUUAUUAUGGAUUUUUACUUCGAUCCAACGAUGGCAAGAAGCAUUGAGCCUCCACCACCAGAUGGUAUCGUCUACAAAUAUCCCUCCGGUCGUCUCAAGAUUGCUAUUGUAGGCGGUGGGCCAACAGCGCUAGCAUCAGCAAUAUCUCUCGCCGAGAAGGGUGCUGGGAAAAUUCAGGUUCACGUCUACGAAAGGCGGUGGGUCGUCAAAGAUGGGCCGAGGGGACCUUAUAUCGACUACCCCUCGACAGCCAGGCGUCGUUAUCAGGUUGUCACGCUACAAGAGUCGGUCACGACGUUGAUGAGUAAAGCAACUCAGCAGGCAUUGUUUGAAGGUCGUCCAGAACGAGUCUGGCCGGGCUCAGCCAAUAUUCAGAUUCGCAAAGUCGAGGAUCGUCUUCUCCGGAGAUGUCACGCCGCCGAAUUUCAGGAUCUCAUUCACCUCCACGCGGAAGGUGUGACGCAUGAAGAUAUGGUGAAGAUUGGCGACUUCCAUGUUCUUCUGGGAGCCGACGGAGCUGCAUCGUGGGUCCGCAAAUCGUAUUUCCACGGAUAUGAAAAUGAACGUGGGCGAAGUUAUGCCCUGGGCCUCGCAUUUGAUCGGCCGGCCGGUCUGCCAUGGUCGCAACCCCUGAACGUCUUCUUGACUCUGGGUCAGACUCGGUAUCUCCUGAACGCUAGUGACUACGAUGGACGUGGAUACCUCAACAUGCAACUCACAGAGGCAGAGUGGCACAAGAUGCUCGCCAAGGAUGGCCAGCCAGUCACCUUUGGAUAUCCUGGCUGCCUCCGAAACCCCGAUGGGACUAUACCGAAAGGCUUCACAGAGAACCAGGUCUUUGCACCUUCAGAAGACAGAGAGAGUUCAUUAUGGAGGUCAAUUUCUGACGGCCUCAAGCUCUUCGGCUUCAAAGAAAGCGAGGUCAUCAAUGUCGUCCGGAUUCCAAUUGUUGUCCAGGCUGUACGAGAAGGCAUCCAGUAUCUGCCGCCUUGUGACUCAGGGGCGAUCAAUCGGCCACAUGCCCUCGUUGCAGUGGCAGGAGAUGCUGCUAUGACAGUUCACUUUUGGCCAGGCCGCGGCCUCAAUAGUGGUGUUAAGUCAGGCAUCGCUCUAGGAGACGAAAUUGUCCAUGCGCUCAAUGGGGGCAAAUUCGUUGGGUUGCCUCUUACCGCUAUGAAUCAGUACAAUGACUUCAUCAUGAAGUUGCAGGACCGCGAGCAUGACAAGCGCAGUAUCCCGAUACUUAAUCAGUCCGGUACACCAGAGACCUUGGGCUGGCUACUCAGCAAGGCAAAUACGGUCCCGGACAACGUUGCAAUCGAAUGGCUUGUGGGUGCAAUGGCUCAGAUUGCGGAACGACUUGAACAGAGAGGCGACUGGGCCUUUGGCCCCGUGGCUAACGUCGAGCCUCAACUUCGGAUAGUACUACGACAGAUGGACUCUGCAACGCUUAGGGAGAUGGCAGUCAGCUUCCCGUGGCCAACACGAGAAAUGGGCGGUGCCGAGGUUCUCCCUCUCCGGUCUAUGAAGCCAGAAGAGAAGCAAAGAUGGCUUCAGGGUAUCUGGGGGCUAUUGCGAGACGAGGUCGGCCGAGACUCGCAAAAGCGUCCUCCCUCCCGUGGAGAUCGAGGACGGCCACAGUCUACAUCACGAUUUGAGGCCCCGCGUGGUGCUGCCCUGCAUCCGCCUAGAGCCGUUUCGCCGUCGACACAGUUCCUAUCGCCAACGCCUGAUAACGCUGCACCAAGCCGCUCAGAGUCGACAUUACGGAGAAGCAACGCCAAUCGAGGAGGCAUGUCACCAGGCCCCUCGGAGCGGACACUAGCUGUGCCCAAUGAGCUAGAUGGUACGUCAUUUUCACGGCCACGCUCACCAUCUAUGGGUGGUGAAAUACCGUUGGGAAGAUUGCUUAGCGUGAGUCAGCGUCCGGGCCGCGCCGUUUUGGCCGAUGCUAUGUCGUUGGCACUAUUUCGCGUCGACGGGGAUUGA
This is a messenger RNA of Colletotrichum tamarilloi, 2379 nucleotides long. RefSeq lists its product as uncharacterized. The transcript has a single exon. The coding region runs from base 1 to 2379 and encodes 792 amino acids. Lineage: Eukaryota; Fungi; Ascomycota; Sordariomycetes; Glomerellales; Glomerellaceae. The record is from RefSeq and is a predicted model, not a curated record.